AUGGAUGUUGGAGAACUGCUCUCGUUCAAACCGACACCAACUCCCAAACGGCCCAAUGAAGAUGAGCUAGAAGAUUCUGAUGAUGACAACAGCCGUUCUUCAAAAAUGCGCCGACUGAAUAAAGCUGCAAUAGAACGCAUGUCUCAGCCUAGUAAUAAUUAUCUUCCCAAGGAACCAGCAAUAACAGAUAAAGAAAGGGAAGAUAUUUUAAAAUUUGUUGAAACAGAAGCAACUGAAGGAGAGAUUUUAGAUGACACUGCAGUAAAAAAACUAGUGCUCAAUUUUGAAAAAAAGGCAUUAAAAAAUAGAGAAAUGAGGAUAAAGUUUCCAGAUCAACCUGAAAAAUUUAUGGAAAGUGAAAUUGACUUAUAUGAGGCACUACAGGACUUAAGUGCAGUAGCGACAGUUCCAGACCAAUAUCCAUUAUUAGUAGAUUUAAAAUGCAUUAACUCUUUGCUAGAGCUUCUUUCACAUGAUAAUACUGAUGUUUCUACUAAAGUAGUUAAUCUUUUACAAGAGUUAACAGAUGUAGAUAUCUUGCAUGAAAGUGAAGAAGGUGCUGAAGAGUUGAUUAAUGCUUUGGCUGAAGCAGAAAGCCCUUCACUACUGUUGCACAACUUGGCCCGUCUAGACGAGCAAGUACCAGAUGAAAGAGAUGCUGUUCAUAAUACUUUAGGUAUAAUUGAAAACCUAACAGAAUUUAGACCAGAAUUAUGUGUAGAAGUAGCAAAACAAGGCUUUAUACAGUGGAUCCUAAAACGAUUGAAGGUGAAAAUUCCAUUUGAUGGCAACAAGUUAUAUGCAACAGAAAUUUUAUCAAUAUUGUUACAAAACACUCCAGAGAACAGGAAAUUGCUUGGUGAACUAGAUGGCAUUGAUGUUUUGCUUCAACAGUUGGCUUUCUAUAAACGGCAUGAUCCAAGUGGAGCAGAGGAACAAGAGGCUAUGGAAAACAUGUUUGAUUCACUCUGUUGUGCACUAAUGGAGCCCGCUAACCGGGACCGCUUCUUAAGGGGAGAAGGCUUGCAACUUAUGAAUCUGAUGCUUAGGGAAAAGAAAAUGUCUCGUAAUGGAUCAUUAAAAGUUUUAGACCACGCUCUGGCGGGACCGGAUGGUCGAGAUAAUUGUAACAAGUUUGUAGAUAUUUUAGGACUUCGCACAGUAUUUCCACUGUUCAUGAAAACACCGAAACGAAAAAGAAUACUAACAGUUGAUCAACAUGAAGAACAUGUUGUGUCCAUAAUAGCAUCCAUGUUACGCAAUUGUCAAGGCAGUCAAAGACAGAGGCUUUUAGCAAAAUUUACCGAGAAUGAUCUAGAAAAAGUUGAUAGGUUAUUAGAAUUACAUUUUAAAUAUAUGGACAAAGUAGACCGAACUGAAAAAGAAAUGGAACAAGAAGCUGAAGACCUAGAUGAUGAAGCCCAAUAUUUAAAAAGAUUGUCUGGUGGUCUGUUCACAUUGCAACUUAUUGAUAGGAUUAUAUUAGAGGUGUGCACCGCCGGUCCGCCCACUAUAAAGCAGCGCGUACAGCGCGUGUUGUCACUUAGAGGUGGCUCACUGAAAAUUAUUCGACACGUCAUGAGAGAAUAUGCGGGUAACCUGGGCGAUGCCGGCAGCGAGGAAUGGCGCCAACAAGAGCAACAACACAUACUGCAACUGGUAGAUAAAUUU
Molecule: messenger RNA, 1671 nt
Organism: Brenthis ino (lesser marbled fritillary)
Lineage: Eukaryota; Metazoa; Arthropoda; Insecta; Lepidoptera; Nymphalidae
Source: the annotation of a GenBank genome assembly